GUAAAAUUCCCAAAUUUUAUCAGUAAUUUUCUAUGUGGAAAGAAGGUUACGAAGACCCGAUGGAAGGAAUCGAGCCCGUGUGGUCGUUGUAAGGGGAAAGGUGGUGGAGGACGGCUGCAGCGUGUCAACUUGUAUGCCCCGGAUUUGCCCCGGCGCUCGUUUGUUCAUUAGCGAUCUGGCCCAUGCUAAGCAUAUUUUGACAAAAGAAAAGAGAGUUAAAUAUAGAAAAACACGGCCUGUGUCGAGAAUCCCCCGUCUGUAUCUUGCGGUUUUUGCUGGGUUGUCUGCUGAGACCAAAUGGGGCUCCCAUGCCGCCGGAUCCCCUGUCCGGCCCCCGCCAACUUGCUCCGUUGAUUGCUCCGUCAACUCCCCCGGUGCCUAUCAACUUCCUCCGCAAAUUCCUAGAUCCACUCCUCGGUCUACUGGCUUCCGCUCUCACCUGUCGAGGAUUCUUCUUGUCCAUUACAUCAUAUCGAAGCCAUCCGGGAUACGAAUGCCCGUUGCCCCGAGCUAGGCUUUUCCCUAUUCCCCUCGAAGCAAAAGAAGCUCGCCAUCCAGAGGCUGGUCAUCUAGCUCCACCUGAAGUACCUCGCGCCGUUCUAUACCCAGCCCGGCUGCGAGCACUCCCUCCAGGCUCCGUAAGCUAUGUAUAGCCUGCGUAAGG
Molecule: messenger RNA, 664 nt
Organism: Ilyonectria robusta
Lineage: Eukaryota; Fungi; Ascomycota; Sordariomycetes; Hypocreales; Nectriaceae
Exons: 1
Coding region: 134-514 (126 amino acids)
Source: RefSeq, a predicted model, not a curated record